UUCAUAGCUUUAUCAAAAUAAAAUUGCCCUCAAUGUAGUGACAGUACCUGUUGUUUCUCGUUUUCUAGUAAAUAGUUUUUCAAAUUCAAAUGUUAGGAUUGCCUGAACUAAUCUUUUACCUGUAGAUGCUCAAAAAUCACAAAUGAUUAAAACUUGACUUCGCCAUUUAUCUCAAAAUGCUCCUUAACUUAAUUUUGAACCGAAAAGUAAUAUAGCUUCAAAAGGAGAUGUCAACUUUCAUGCAAUUUAUAUCGUAACUUCAGUCCAACGUACAGUCUUGAGAUUAAUAAUUAAAGCUACUUUACAGGUGUUUUCCAGGCGACCACUAAUUUCACGUGGAAUGGACAAUUAAUUAUUAAAUCUCGAACCAUUCCUUCCAUACUAGUUUUCAAAUCUCCAAAUCUGUAUUUAUACAUCCGCUGCAUAAAGAACCACAAAAAUUUACAGUUUUUGAUAUUGUUAGCCAAUUUAUUCGUUUCACGUUUUUCAUUCACCUGUUUCAUAAAGAUUGUUUUGCAGUUUCACUGAAGUUUUUUUAACAAUUUUUUGGUAGCAAAUUUGUCUUCAAGUAAAGCCAGUUUUUUUGUUGUAAAAAUCCUAUAAUAAAUUCAAAUCUACAUAGAUUAGCCUACAAUGUUCUCUCUAGAAGGAGUUCUAAGAUGCGGGGUUGUAUUUUUCCCGACUGUCGUUUUGACACUGCUUCAAUGUGGGCUGAACGAGGGCCACCUGUUCUGCAACAAGGACAGGUGGGUGUACAGUGUGCGGGCGGAGGACCAGAUGGCCAUCAGUGGCUACCAGGUGGGGGACAUACUCAGAUCCCCAGACACUCUGGCCAGCUGCUCCACCAAGUGCCAGAUGAACGAGGACUGUGAGACAUUUGCCUUCGACCAGGAGGAGUUCAAGUGUCAGCUGAUUGACCAGCCGGUGCUACAAGACAACGACAUAGUCUCCCAUCUGGCUACUAGCGAAGCCGAGGGCUACCGAGUGUUCCAGCCGGACUGCGGGGAUGGGACCAAGGGGGGCUGGUGGCUGCUGUUCAAAGCGGGCAGGGGCACUGGCAGACACUUCUUCGCUGACUUCGACACUGAUGGAGCCAUCAACACAGCACUGGACGUAAUCCAGGUGAAGGAUGUCAAGAACAAAGCACUAUUCCACCACGCAGACUUGGACACCUGGGGAACUGACGAUCCUCUCAAGUUCGUGGACGUCGAACUGCGACUCUACGACAACCUCGGAGGCGAGAUCUUCGCACUUCGCUUCGAUGCCGUCGGACACGACAAACACGACUUCUUCUCGUUGGACAACCUAGUGUACCACCCGUGGACAGAUGAUCCGAUUACUCUCGCAACCAUGUUUUAUGAGGAGCGAGAGAAUGUUCUGAACGGCGAUCCAGCAAACGUGAACGGAACUUUUGGAAUAACCGACGGAGCGCAGGGAGGUUGGAUGUUGGUUCUGGAAAACAAACCCGCUUGGAGCAUAGUUCAGAUCCAGCCGCCCGCAAUCCUCUACGCGAAGCCAGGCAGUACCAAGGUCACCAAUUGGGCCGAGGCUCUGAUCGAUGGAACUGCAGAAGUUGCCGCUACAUUUGCCAUCUUCGUCCGAUGAUUAUAUAAACUGAGUGUGAAAAUUGUGAAAAAGCAAACCGAAAGGCAAAUGACAAGAAGCUGUGUGAUACAAGUUUUGUUAUAACCUGUCAAAAUAUAUUUUAA
This is a messenger RNA of Symsagittifera roscoffensis, 1709 nucleotides long. RefSeq lists its product as uncharacterized. Lineage: Eukaryota; Metazoa; Xenacoelomorpha; Acoela; Convolutidae. The record is from RefSeq and is a predicted model, not a curated record. The coding region runs from base 634 to 1605 and encodes 323 amino acids. The transcript has 5 exons.